AUGGCGCGGCAACUGGUUGCUGCGCUGGCCGCUCUGGUGGCCGUGUGCGCCCUGGCGGCGGCCGCUGGCGUCCAGGCCCAGCCGCCGAGGAAGCUGCCCCCCAACUACCACAUGAUCAGCCCGGGCAAGUUCGGGCAGAGGAGCCAGCAGCUGUCGUGCAAGGACACCAACGGCAGGAAGGCGGGGUGCAUGGGCAAGUGCGACAAGCGCUGCCCCAACCAGUGCAUCGUCCUCUGCCCCAGCUGCAAGACCUACUGCAUGUGCGACUUCUACGCCGGCGUGUCUUGCGGUGACCCGCGCUUCACCGGCGGCGACGGCAACAACUUCUACUUCCACGGCAAGAAGGACCAGGACUUCUGCAUCGUCUCCGACGCCGACCUCCACAUCAACGCCCACUUCAUCGGCAAGCGCAACCCCUCCAUGAGCCGCGACUUCACCUGGAUCCAGGCCCUCGGCAUCCGCUUCGCGCACCACCGUCUCUUCAUGGGAGCCCAGAAGACCACCAGCUGGAACGGUGACGUUGAUCACCUCGAGAUGUCCUUCGACGAUGCGGCCAUCGAGAUCCCGAUCGAGGCCGGCGCACGGUGGCAGUCGGCCGCGGUUCCAGGGCUGACCGUCACGAGGACGGCGGCGACCAACGGAGUGAGGGUGCACCUGAGGGGCGUGUUCGACAUCAUGGCCAACGUGGUGCCCAUCACCGAGGUGGACUCGCGCAUCCACAACUACGGCGUCGCUGGGUCAGGAGACAGCCUCGCGCACCUCGACAUUGGGUUCAAGUUCCAUGACCUCACCGACGACGUGCACGGCGUGCUCGGCCAGACCUACCGCUCCGACUACGUGAAUGAGAUGAGCGUGCGCGCCAGCAUGCCCAUCAUGGGUGGUGCGCCAAACUAUGUCUCCUCCGACAUCUUUGCCGCCGACUGCGCCGUUUCCAGGUUCGGCCGCAACACCGGCAUCUCCAUGAUGACCGGCAAGACCGACUGA
This is a messenger RNA of Triticum turgidum subsp. durum (durum wheat), 984 nucleotides long. The record is from the annotation of a GenBank genome assembly. Lineage: Eukaryota; Viridiplantae; Streptophyta; Magnoliopsida; Poales; Poaceae.